Messenger RNA from Drosophila miranda, 11810 nucleotides. RefSeq names its product bromodomain adjacent to zinc finger domain protein 2B. Bases 638 to 10774 code for a protein of 3378 amino acids. NCBI's taxonomy places the organism in Eukaryota, Metazoa, Arthropoda, Insecta, Diptera, Drosophilidae. Gene Ontology annotation, molecular function: protein binding; DNA binding. The record is from RefSeq and is a predicted model, not a curated record. The transcript is spliced from 17 exons.
GCCAUCACAUUUUUCUGUCGAACCGCUCGGACGUGUGUGGAGGAUAAAUUUGGCAAAAACAAUUAUGCGGGGAUCUACCGCUUAGCAUCGACCCGUGGUCGCGCGAUUUAUUAGUUUUUUUUUGAGAAUUAUAUUAAAUCAAAAGCAGAAAAAAACGUUGGAAAUUGCGCGUGUGCGGGUGGUGGAAGAACAGUGACAUUUUGUGGCGACCGUGUGAAAAUCGCCAAGAAAGAGGCAAAAUAAAGAGCAAAAAAGAAAAAGAAAACCGCCCGCGGCGAAAAUUGUUUCCCGUCGCUGAGCGUUUGCGUCUGUGUGUGUAUGUGACUGUUUUGUGCGUGCAUGUGUGUGCAAAACGUGAAAAAAUUGCAAUAUAAUAUUUGCACAAAAGUUAAAAUCAAACCAAAUAUAAAGAGAAGCUCCAGAAAUUACAAAAAAAAAAAUAAGAGUAUAUGUGGGCGAUAAAUGAUUGGGCGGCGGCAGGCAAAAGUCAAUCAACGAUAAGCGUCGCGUCGCUGAGGAGGAGGAGACGGAGAAGCGCUUAAACUGGACACAGGUAAGAAUUGAACCGCAUGUAGCGCGUAAUAACGGAGGCCAAAAACAAAAGGAACACCAAUUUUAACACCAUUGGAUUUUGAACAUGAAUAAAAAUGCCGGCGAUGGCAGCGGCAACGACGGCAAAAACUCAAACAAUCAUGGCAAGGGCGGUGGUGGCUCCAACGCGGGUGGGGGCGCCGGAGCCGGCAAUCCGCACGAUCCCACCGGACUCCUAGAUGCCGCCUCGCUAUUCGCUUAUUGGGGCCGUGAUCCCACUGGAGCUGCGGCGGCAGCCGCCUCCAAUCCGCUGUUCAACUCACAAUUCAAUGCAGCCGCCGCAGCUGGCCUGGGCCUCCUUCCGCAAACGGGAGGCGGUUCUGCCAAUGACCGCUACUCGAUGGCCGCUGCAGCGGCGGCGGCGGCCGGCGCCCAUCAUCAUCAGAACACCAUGGCAGUGGCCGCUUCGCAGGCCGCCAGUCUGGCAGGUCUGCAUCCAGCAAGCUGGUGGUCGAUGGCGCAACUGGCGGCUCAGGACUACUUUAGUCGCCUGCAGGCGUCCGGCCUCUCACCAUUCCCGCAUCCAGACCUGGCGGCAGCCUUCGGGCCGGCGGCAAUGGGCAUGGGCGCCACAGGAGCAGGCGGAAAUGGUGCAGGCAGUGGCAGCGUAAUGGGUGCGGGUGCUGGCAGCGGAUCGGCUGUGGGUGGUGGCAAUGGCGGGGGCGGAGGAUCGUCCAGCUCCUCUGGCAGCAAGUCCAACAAGUCGCGCAAGGAGAAGCGGGCGGCCCAGCAGCAGCAGCAACAGCAGCAGCAGCAGCAGCAACAGCAGCAGAGCCUGGCCAACAGCCUGAAUGCGGCGGCGGCAGCGGCUGCAGCAGCUGCGGCCAACAAUCCGGCAGCAGCGCUCGCCAGCAUGCACGGAUUCGGUGUGCCGGGAUCGGUGGCCGUGAGCACGGGCAGCGGAUCGAUCUCCACCAGCAGCGGAGGCGGCCAUGGAGGAUACAAGAGCACGGCCAGUGCGUACGGGAAGCCUUCGACGAUGACGAGCAACAGCAUGGCGAGCAAUCCGAGCUCCGCGUACGAUCCUGUGACCCUGCACAAAGAGCUGAUGGCCAUGCAGGCGGUAGCAGCCGCCGCCUCGGGAUCGGGCGGAGGCUCCGGCAGCGGCUCGUCGGGCAAAAAGUCCGGCGGCGGCGGCAGUUCCUCCUCAAUGCACGGCCACGGACUCUCCGGCCUCGGCAUGGGCGGUGGAGGCAACGGCGGCAUCAUGUCCGGCAGCAAGGCAUCGUCCACGAAUGUCAGCUCCAGCAACGCGUCGCUGGGCGGCAUGCAUCCCAGCCUGGGCAGCGCCAAUCCGCUAAUGUCUCCCCAUGGCAUGGGCGGUGGAUCCUCGUCGUCGGCGGGGGCAUCGGGCAAGGACCGCGACAAGAACAAUCCCUCGCUGAAUGCCCUCAAUUCGUUGUCGCAGUUCGGGGCCCUGGGCAUGACGCCGCAGCAGAGCAUGCAGGCGGCGAUGAAUGCGUUUGCGGCCAGCACGGGAGUGGUGCCCAGUGCCACAGUCACGUCGUCGUCGCAGCAUCACAGUUCCUCCCAGCAGCAGCAGCAGCAACAGCAGCAGCAGCAGCAACAGGCGGGAAUCAGUUCAACGGGUGGAUCAUCGGGGAGCAAGGGCGGAAACGGUGCAAAGGAUUACAUGAGCGCAGCAGCGGGAAUGAUGAGCGGCAGUGGCAGCAGCGAGCAUCCCUCGUUGCUGGGCGUACGCCUGCCACCGGACACGGAGAUCAUCAAGUAUACGUCCUCGAUUGUGGGCCCCAAAAUACCUGGUACUACAUCGCGGGGUCGCAAGAAGACUAUUUCCGAAACAGAACAACAACAGACCACACAUCAACAGAAACAACAACAACAACAACAACAACACCACCAAGCAGAACAACACCUACUCCAACAACAAUUACAACAGCAACAGCAAAAAGAGCUCGACAGCACCACAAAUGCACUCUCCUCUCUGCUUGCAUUUCCAGGUCUCAGUCCCGCGAAGCGGGCUAGACUCGAAAUGGAGUACGCGGCAAUGGCAGCAGCCGCCCAACAGCACCAGCAGCAGCAGCAGCAGCACCAACAGCACCAGCAGCACCAGCACCAGCAGCAGCAUCACCAGCAGCAGCAACAGCAACAGCAACAGCAGGCGGCAGCAGCUGCAGUGGCAGCAGCCGGAGGACUCCAUGGAAUGCUGGGAGCCGCUGGCAUGCCAAUGGGCAGUCUGUCCGGCCUCACGGGCAUGUCCAAUCCGUUGGAUCAGCUGAGUGUCACCAAGUCCAGUGCCUCGACGGUGACCAGCAAUGCCAACUCUUCGGCGUCCUCGAUGGGGCUCCACGGUCACGGCCAGGGCUCAUCGAGCGAUCGGGUGGAGGUGAUCAAGCUGCCGCCGACCAUCACCUCGAACGGCGCCUACAAUCUCUCCAGCAAGGGCAAGGAGGUGCACGAUCUGACCAGCGACCAUGCAACCCCCGGCUCGGGUGGCGUUAAUCUUAGCCUGAAGUCGGCGUCCAGUGCGUUGCCCCCCGCCGCCACUGGGGCCGUGGGCUCCGCCUCGAAUCCAAUCACCAUCGACGACUUUGAUGCGCCGCUUAAUCUGUCCAUGAAGCCCUCGGACAAGAGCAGCGGCGGAGGCCCAACGGCGUCCACUUCCACCUCCAGCUCGGCGCUGGCCAACAUGGCCAGUGAGUACCAGGCGGCUGCUCAGGGCGGCAACAGCCUGCAGUCUCUGAGCUCCAUUACGGCCGCUCUCGGCGGCAGCAGUGGGGGCAUGCCGGGUGGGUCCAUUUCGGGCAGUGGCGAUACGUCGCCGGCACCUCAACACGGAGGCGGUAGCUCGACAGGUGGAAACUCGUCGGGCGGCGGCGGCGGCGGAGGAGGAGGCGGUGGUUCUUCCUCGUACAAGGAGGGGCGUCCGCGCAAUCUGGGACGUGGAGUGUCCAAGCCCAAGAAGAAUACAGUGGCCUCCCUGCUGGCCCAGUCGCGGGCUGUGGGCCUCAAACCGAUGCUGGCCACCCAACAGCUGCUCCAGCAAGGAGCGGACAUUGAGAAGAUCCGGCUGGCAUUGAGCGAGGCCAAUGCGCACAUGGAAACAUCAACGGACUCGGAGAGCAUGGCCGCCGAGAGCGGGCUGUCGGAGUCGGAGAGCGAGGAUGCCAACAUACACAAUGUGUCGGAGCUGCGAGUGCCCCUGGACAUGGGCUGGAAGCGGGACACGGUCAUCCGAGGCCUGACCAAGCUGGGACAGAUCCGUGGGGAGGUCACCUACUAUGCCCCGGGCAGUGUGGCGCCCCUGAAGACCAUUGGACAGGUUUUUGCUAUCCUGGAGCAGCAGCCAUCGAAUCUGACGCGCGAGAACUUUAGCUUCUCCGCACGGGCCAUUGUGGGAUCGUUUCUGCAGCCAGCGCCGCCGCCGUACGCCAACGAUGGCGAGUACAUACGGAUGACCGACGAGGAUGUGGCUAAACGGCUGGAGGACCUCAAGGUGUUCACACGCCAGACACUCAAUGUGGAGCAGCGCAUCGAGAUCGCCAAGCAGCAGCAGGCGAUGCGGGAUGCCAAGAAGCUGCAGAAGGAGGAGCUGGCGCGCAACAAGGAGAAGGCGCGCCAGGAGAAGAACGCCAAGCUCGAGCAGCAGCGCAAGGAGAAGGAGAUGAAGAACCAGCAGGCCAUCGAGGAGCGCAAGAAGCGGCAGGAUGAGCUCGAUCGCCUCAAGCAGGAGGAGCUGCUCAAGAAGCAACAGGAGAAGGAGAAGCGUCGUCAGGAAGCCAUUUUAGCCAAGGAACAGGAACUGCAGAAGCAGAAGGAACUGCUGCUGGCCGCUGAAAUGGAACGCGAGCGUCGACGGCAGCACAUGAAUCUCAUACGGAUGCUGGAGGUGCGGCGCAAGUUCGAGGAGCGGGAGAAGAAGAAACAUCAGCUGGUGCUGGAUCGCCUCAUACUGCGCGAGCGCCGCAUGGCCGAGAGGAAGCGUGACGCGGAGAUCCUACAGCUGAUACGGCGACCCAACGAGGACUCGGAAAUGCUGCAGGAGAUGGCGGUGCCGGAGCUGGAGCGCAUUGCCGGCAAUCGAUUGCCGGGCCAGGCGAUGGCCGAUCUUCUGAUGGUCUUCGAGUUUCUGCACAACUUUGGCGAGACCCUCGGCUUCGACAUGGAGUCGCUGCCGUCGCUGCAGAACCUCCACGACGCCCUGAUCAGCGACAGCAAUGCGGAUGCCGAGGAGGAGCUGCUGUCGGUGAUGACGCACCUCCUGGUGUGUGCCAUUGAGGAUCCCGGCGUGCCCAAUCCCGGCCGUCACACAACGCUGCUGGGCCAGUCGCUGCGCAACGCGGACAUAACCAACUCGAAUGUGUCGGAGAUUCUGCGCAUCUACCUGUACGCCACGGCCACCGGAGAGGUGCGCCAGAUGCACGGCAUCACCGUCGACAGAGAGCGGGAGCGGCGGGUGCCCGACCACCACCAGGUGGACGCCGACACCAGCACGCACUCGGCCAAGAACCAGGAGUACUACAAGCUGCUCCACGAGAACGACACCUGGAAGCUAUCGUACGCCCUCAAGGACCGCCCCUUCGUGGCCCUGAAUCCGACGCGCAAGGCCCAGAUGUUGGCCCACCUAUGCAACGAUCUGCUGAUGAACAAGGCCGUGCUGCGGCAGAUCGACGGCAGCCUCGAGACCUGCGCCCAGAUGCGCAAGGAGAAGUACAUGACGGACAUGAAGGUGCGCAAGUACAAGGCCCUUCACAUGCGCAAGGCCCGCAUCGAGGCGUACGAGAAGGCGCAGGCGGAGCGGGAGGCGGCCAUGCACGCCCUGAUGGCCCAGCAGAAGCUAGACGCCGAGCGGCUGGCCCAGGCACAGGCGAAGCAGGCCGAGGCCGAGGCGGCAGCAGAGGCCAUGCAGGCGGCGGCUGCUGCCGAAGGAGACGACACAUCCAAGGUACCGGACAUCGAAGGAGAGGGACUUCCUGUGGAGACCAACAACGGGGAGACCAACAAGGAGGGGGAGGAUGGCAAGGACAUUCCAUCACAGCCCAUGGACGUGGAUGGCGUUGAUUGUCCGGUCAGCAAUCGGGAGGAGGCCACGCCCGCUGCACCACUCCUCGAUUCCUCGCUGGUGAGCCCCGCCAAGAGCUGCAUUUCUUCCGUGGAUUGCAUUACUCCCGGCAAGCAGAUGCCGGGACAGGACUUUGCCACGCCCACACCUACGCCAACGCCAACGCCCACGCCCACCUAUCAGCACAACGGUUCGAGUACGCCCACAACAAGUGGCCUAAAUGCGGCAGCGGGAGUGGGAGUGGGAGUGGCAACUGUGGCUGGAGGCCUCGAAAUGCAGGCCGCCCUGAUGCAGGCCAAAAAGAGCGGAGCCCGCAACUCCAUCAACGAGGAUGGCCACAACGAUGUGAGCAUCAUCGAGGACGACCUCUCCGACCUGGACUCGGAGAUCACCAAUGUGGAGGAGGACGAGGACAAUCGCCUGAGUGCCGAUGAGCUGCAAAAGAAGCUGGACAAAAUCGUGCGCGCUUCGCUCAACUGCAAGGAGGCGCUGGAGAAGAGCACCAAUCAGCUGCGUGCCGCCUGCUUUGGGCAGGAUCGCUUCUGGCGACGCUACUGGAAGCUGCCCAAGGCCGGAGGCAUCUUCAUCGAGGCCCUGGAAUCAGCCCAGAACGAUAUCUGUGACUACCACGAGGCCCUGGAGAAUAUGGACGAGAAGCAGCUGCAGAAGGAGCAGCAGCAGAGCCAGAAGCAGAUCGAGGAUGGAUCCAGAGACCAGGAGGCAGAGCCAGAGACUGAGAAGGUGGCAGCGAAGGAGGCGGAGUCAGCGACGGGCACGGUCACGGACACGGAUACGGUGUCGGUGACGGGGACAGUGCAGCCCAUGGAGGUGGAUGAAUCGCACACAGAGAUGAAUCCAGCUAUAGCCGUGGCCACAGCAGCACAGGAUCAGGAUAAUCAUCCAGAACGGAAGCGAGACGAUCAGGACGAUGGAGAGGAGGAGGAGGCGGAGGAUGACGAUGACGAUGAGGUCACCGAAGUGAACAAAAUCGAACCGGAGAUUGUGGAUCUGGGCGAUGAUGAUGAUGAUGAUGACGAAGCGGGUGCUGUGCCUCCAACGGUAGCCAAAAUCGAACCGCCCCGACCCGAAAUCAAGGUCAAGUCGGAGAUGGAGCUAAUGGGCCCGCCCACCACGAUGAUCUCCACCAAAACGGACUUCGAGGCGGAGAUCAAGAUACCCUCGAUGCCUGGCCACAUGAUUCCAACCCUCAACAACAAUAACAACAGCAUUGGCAACGACAACAACUGUGAUAAGUUGGAGGGAAUGGGCAUGGGCAUGGGUAUGGGCAUGGGAAUGGGAGCGGUGGGAGUGGGAAUGGCACAGACAUAUGGGCAGAAUCUGAUCACAUCUUCGACCAUCAAAAUGGAGGACCUGAAAAAGGAAACGUCCGACGAUUGUAUCAUUGUGUCCACCUCCAGUGGCGACGAUACGCCCAAAUGGUUCUCGAUUGUGCAGCGCGAGGUGCCGCUAAUCAGCGAACUGCCCGCGGAGGAGGGCGGUGUGGUCGCCCAGGAUCUGCAGUGGGACUAUGCGAACCAGAACUGCUAUGCCCAGCUGCAGCUGCAGGGCCAUCCGUGGGACCUGAUCAACAACGUGCAGUACUACUCGAUACCGAUGGAGGAGUGCAAGGUGGAUCCGGGGAAGCUGGCGCAGGAGUGCAUCUUCUCGCUGAGCGGCCUGGACGAGCGCCAGAUGCAGGCCAAGCUGGAGGAGUACGAGGCCAAGAUCAAGAUCAAGUGCACAGUGCCAAAAAACGGUCUGGAGUCUCCUCAUCGCCCCCUCGUGACGACCGAUGAUGAGGAGCAGGAGAUCAAGUUGAAGCCGGAUGCCGACGAAGAUGGACAGAUGGAUUUGGAUGCGGAGGCGGACGCUGAAGCGGAACCAGAUGCGGAUGCUGAAACGGACGCUGACGCUGAGGCAGAUGGAGAUGCGAAUGCGGAGAAGGACAACGAGCACGCCGGCAAGGACAAGUUUUUUCGUUUGCGCACUGAUGUCCCCCCGGACACGGGCGGGGGAGAAGGGGCACUUGAGGACGGAACAGAUGCCCCAGAGCUAAAGCCGAAGAUUGAGCUGAGGCUGGAUGAGGCCCUGUCGCAGGCCUACUACCACAACAUCGCCAACAUGUCGCUGAGCAGCGUCCAAACGUACAUCCCCAUCGACAUUCCCCUGCCCCUGUCCAUGACGCCCGACGAGCACCGGCUCCUCGAGCAGGUGAAGCUCUCCGGCUUCCCGGACAAAGUGCACGGCGUGUACGUGCCGCAACGCCAGCGCUACGGCUGGUGGCAGCUCGACGACGAGCAGAAACUGCGCCAGCUCCUAAAGACCCUGAAUCCGUCGGGGCUGCGGGAACGGGAGCUGCAGGAGAACCUGACGCGCUUCCUCACCCUGGAACAGCCGCUCGGAGUCAACUACCAGCUCCAGCCGCUGGAGGCCCACAUGGUGGAGUACCUGCUGCCGGACAGGCCGCACGACUGGAACCCCAAGGUGGCCAAGCGGGUGGAACUGGCCCUGCUCGAACAGCUCGAGUCGCUGGAGGACAAGGUGGCCAGCGCCUCGAUGCAGCUGAAGAACUGGCAGGUGCCCAAUCGCGUCGAGGGCGAGCAGAGCCUGCCGGAGCCGGAGGAGGUCAGCGAGGAGGACUUUAUCAGCAUCAUUCCCAUGAUCCGGGAGCGGAUCAUCGAUCUGGAGGCCAACAUUGAGCGGCGCUACCUGAAGCCGCCGCUCGGCUCCCAGACUGGCGAUGCCCACCUGGCCGUGAUUGCCCAGAACCAGCACACCUCCACCCAGACCCAGAACUCGGCCUCUGCCGCGGCCUAUCUGCUUCAGAUGCAGCAGCAGCAGUUGGUCCAGCAGCAGCAGCAGCAGCAACAGCAACAGCAUCACCAGCACCAGCAACAACCGGGAGGAAACAGUCUCAAUCCCUCAUCCUUCAACGAGCGCACCAUGGCCCUGGCAGCAGCCGCCGCGGCUGCCGCGCCCAACUCCAGCAACGCCUCCGGCUGUCCGGGCGAGUCUGGCAGCGUGGAGCCCGUCUCUGGCAACGUCUCGCCAGCCAGCAACUGCGACAGCGACAGGGACGAGAAGGUGGAGAACAUACCCAAGGGCCUGGUGCAGUGGCGGGAUGCAGUGGCCCGGUCCCACACCACGGCCCAGCUGGCCAUGGCCCUCUACGUGCUGGAGUCCUGUGUGGCGUGGGACAAGAGCAUUAUGAAAGCGUAUGCAACAAGAAGCAAGUCGAGCAAGAAGAGCAGCGCCAAGAAGCAGGCAACACCCAACAAAAAGAAGCAGCAGCAGCAGAAGAAUAAGAACAAGAAGAAGAAGAAGCAACCCACGCCACAGAAAACAACAAAAACGGAACCGCCACCGCCCCCGCGGACACCACCAAAGGAACAAAAGCAUCAAAAACAACAGUCCCUGAGCAUCAAAAUCAAUCUUAAGGCUCUCGCCAAGGCAGCGCAAAACGGACAAUCCCCCCCAGCCCAACCGCCUUCCCUGUCGCCCUCCCCUAGCGAAGAUGAAGACUCUCGCACGGACUCUGACUCGGACUUUGGGGCAAAAACGACGACCACGACCACGACCACGACCACGACAAAGACAAAAACACGCAAACGUCGACGCUCGGCCACAACCACAAACUCUAGCAAAUAUUCGAAUUCCUUACAGAAUUGCCAGUUCUGCACCUCGGGCGAGAACGAGGAUAAGCUGCUCCUGUGCGAUGGCUGCGACAAGGGCUACCAUACGUACUGCUUCAAGCCCAAAAUGGACAACAUACCCGAUGGCGACUGGUACUGCUACGAGUGCGUGAACAAGGCCACCAAUGAGCGCAAAUGCAUCGUGUGCGGCGGCCAUCGUCCCUCGCCGGUGGGCAAGAUGAUCUACUGCGAUCUGUGUCCGCGGGCCUACCACGCCGACUGCUACAUCCCACCGCUGCUGAAGGUGCCGCGCGGCAAGUGGUACUGCCACGGCUGCAUUGCACGGGCCCCGCCGCCCAAGAAGCGGAGUGGCGGCACCAGCAGCAGCAGCAGCAAGUCGCGUCGCGAUCGCGAUGCCAGCACAGCCGCCAAGCGGCGCAACGACAAGCCAGGACUACCAGGGCCAGUGGGUGCCACCAGCAUGGAGCACUUGCCCCAAAUGGGGGGAGGGGACGCGCAGCACCAGCUGCAACAGUCGCUGAAUUCGUCGCACGACGAGUCCAUGACAUCGCUGCCGCCGCCUUUGAGUCCGGCGCAUUCGGUUGCCUCGGCCACGUUCGAGGAUCAGCAGCACACCAACUCAAUCGACAGCAGCCGUUUCCAGGCGCAUCUGGGCAACAGCAACAGCAACAACAACGGGGUCGUGCCGCUGCCCGAGGAAGUGGCUAUCGCUGCGACCGGCUACCCGGUCUAUCCGCCAGCCAGCGCCUUUGCCGCUGGUCUGGUGAACCCCACAGGACCCACAGCUCUGCCCAUACUUCCCGUACCCCAUGGACCGAUGCAGUUCAGCAACGUGGCCAUGUCGCCACGGGCUGUGACGCCAACCCGAACGCCUACGCCGACACCGGCGCCGACACCACCGCCACCCGGGCCACUGCAUCCGCCCGUGCCCACAUCGACGACACCGCUGCUCAUGCAGGCCUCGCCGACGGCCCUAAACGCCAUCUGCCAGUCGCCGCCGCAUCAGCAGCCGAUGACCAUGCCCUCGCCGCGUGCCUGCACACCCACACCACCCACGGUGGGAGCGGCAGGGGGAGUGGGAGUAACGCAAAUGUCACCGCCGCCCAUCAAUAUACAUGCCAUACAGGAGGCCAAGGAGAAGCUUAAACAGGAGAAGAAGGAGAAGCACGCGACCAAGAAGCUCAUGAAGGAGUUGGCCGUUUGCAAGACGCUCCUGGCCGAAAUGGAGCUUCACGAGGAUUCGUGGCCAUUUCUGUUGCCCGUGAACACCAAACAGUUUCCCACUUAUCGCAAAAUUAUCAAAUCUCCCAUGGACCUAUCCACCAUUAAGAAGAAGCUCCAUGAUUUGAGCUACAAGGCACGCGAGGACUUUUGCGUGGAUGUGCGACAGAUCUUCGACAACUGUGAAAUGUUCAACGAGGAUGAUUCGCCUGUGGGAAAGGCGGGGCACGGCAUGCGCAAGUUCUUCGAGUCCCGCUGGGCAGAGAUGACCGAGAAGCACUCCUGAUCGUAUCCGCAGCUCCAGCUUGCCACCAGCGGCAGCUCCACACCGGAUCCCAUAGAUAUAGUGAUACCAGCGGCGGAAACAAACGCCGAAGCAGCACAAUUUUGGCCAAGAGAUUAGGACUAGAGCAGAGAAGGAUGAGCAGGAGGCAUACAAUUGUAUAUAAUUAUAGAGGGAUAGCCGAUACAAGCAAACACACACACAAGAAGCAUUAUUAUAUUUAUAUAUAGUACGAUUAGAUAUAUCUAUAUAUAUAUAUAGCCCACGUCCUACGCUGUUCGUUGACGAGACCUUUGCAAGAGAGCCUCGAAUGUCCUCCCCAGUAGCCAGGCGAACAAGCGCGUGCCAGCAACAAAAUUGUAUCUAGUUGAUUAAGCAUCCACGAAAGCAAGGAAACAAAACAGUGAAGCAGUAUAAAACAUAACUAUUAGCCAACAUAAUCGAGCAGCUCCUAAAUAUAGCUAAAAUCGUUUAAGAAGCCAUCCACAGUACAGACGCGACUCUCUGACAAAAUGAACGUACAAAAUGAAACUAUGUCGCCCCCGAAAAAACCAAACCCCCCCCCCAUUCAAUCAAUCGAUCCAUCAUUCGAACAGUAUUUUGUGCACUCUGUGCAGCUCUGCGUCUCGCUUUGUUUUACACAAUUUUAAAACGUAAUAAUUUUAACUCUUAAUUUAAAUUGUAAUUGUAACUGUAAUUGUAAUUGUAUUUGUAUUUGUAUCUGUAAUGUUUUAUGUUUAAAGCUGACAUCAACGAAGCGCUCAUUUAAGUUUUAACGUGUAUUACUGUAUUGUACUUAUAGCCACUCCGACAAUUGUAUUUAAACAUAUAUACACAUACCUAUGUAUUAGCAUUAAAAUUAACAUUAAUAUUAACUAGAGAGAGCCUUAAUCUGGCAGCGGAGCGGACUCAAAUAUACUCAAAAGGGAUGGCAGUGCGUCACAGAUCGAGAGUUGUAAAUGAAUGUGAAACGAAGGCAACAUACAAUUAAAUUAAAUUGAAUGUAUUAAAUUAUAUUCUCUGUGUAAAUUUUCCACAA